AUGUUUGAUGAGAUUGUUGAUGCGAGCUUCACUGUCUUGUCCAGUACGCGCGAGACGGUUGAGCUCGUUCCAGGGGGGAAACAUUUGCAUGUCACGUGGGAUGAUCGAGAGGAUUACGCGCAUGCUGUCGAAAUGUAUCGAUUGGCAGAAUUUACACCGGUGUGUCGGGACAUUUUACGUGGCAUGGCGACAAUCUUGCCGGCAUCUACUCUUAGUAUUCUUUCGUGGCAUGAGUUGCGAACUCUGGUCUGUGGAAAGGCCUCAGUGGAUAUCGCUCUCUUACGCCGUCGCACUGUGUACGGUGACGGAUGCCACGCCACAGAUCCGCACAUUACCUACUUUUGGGACGUCCUGGCAAAAUUUAGUGAAGAACAGAAGUCAUCCUUUCUGCGCUUCGUCUGGGGCCGGUCGCGAUUGCCGACACAUGCAGCAGACUUCACACAAGAUUUCAAAAUUGCCGGCUUACCCAGGGCUGUAGGUCGUGCAGACAUGUACCUACCAAUCGCCCACACAUGUUUCUUUUCGAUUGAUCUACCUGCCUACUCGUGUAAAGAGGUCAUGCAUGACAAGCUGGUGUAUGCUAUCACGCACUGUCAAUCAAUUGAUGCGGAUAACACGACAGUAGCUCAACGAGCGGGUCAAGGGAUCAACUGGACGAAUGCUCCUGCAACAGUGACAGCUGCUGCCGCCACUGCAGUUUCGAGUGUUAUCGCUGGAAUAGAUAACCUCGAAAUACUCGCAGAAGGGUCACCAACAUCCAGUGGACAUCCUUGCUUGCUCACUCGUUUCAGCCAACAUCUUCGUUCUCCCAGACCAGGUUACAUGACGGAUCCAGGCGAAAACUCGUCAGAGGGGUAA
This is a messenger RNA of Plasmopara halstedii, 858 nucleotides long. RefSeq lists its product as hypothetical. Gene Ontology annotation, molecular function: ubiquitin-protein transferase activity. The transcript has 5 exons. The coding region runs from base 1 to 858 and encodes 285 amino acids. The record is from RefSeq and is a predicted model, not a curated record. NCBI's taxonomy places the organism in Eukaryota, Oomycota, Peronosporomycetes, Peronosporales, Peronosporaceae.